Striga hermonthica is the source of this 1734-nucleotide messenger RNA. The record is from the annotation of a GenBank genome assembly. NCBI's taxonomy places the organism in Eukaryota, Viridiplantae, Streptophyta, Magnoliopsida, Lamiales, Orobanchaceae.
AUGGCCUUGAACUAUUCGCAUAUGCCGGUAUUUCCACCCCAUAUUUCCGAUGAUAAUUUGUGGUCUCCUAUGAGGAUUGUGAAUGGGUGUCUUGCUGAGGGUAUUCCUGAGAAGAAUGUGGAAGGUUAUGGGAGGCCGUGGCAUGUAAAUCGAGGGGAGUUUGAGGAGUGGAAUAUUAACAGAGGGAAGGAUAGAGCUGACUGUUGUCGCUCGCCCGAGUCAAAUUCUAAGGACAUUGUUGACCUUUUGCCCUCUGACCCAUUUGGGAUGGACAUUGAGACUACCUUCACAGCCAUCACCGGGUGGCUUGAGGACUUGGAGGUUGACUACAGUGGGUAUUUGAGUAGCAGCAAUUGGAGGUCCGGUCAAGAAAAUUACAAUUUAUUUGCUGACUGGAGUGUAAUUUGGAAUAAUGCGUUGAAGUUCCAACCAUUUUGUGGCAAUCAUCAGCACAAUCAGAUUGGACUUCAGUACUUGAGUAAUCCUCAAGUUGACAAGAAGUCUCGUUUGGCUACACAUUCUUGCCCAAGCAGUAGCCAGCUUGGGGUGGAGAGAGAUAUGGGGGAUCCACUCGCCCCUUAUGACUUUGGGUUUCAAACAGUCUGUGAUGAGGGGGGGAUUGCAGGCAUCAACGAGGAGAGCACUUGCUGUAGUUCUGAGCUUCAACUUGGGGAAAAAAUGGAGGGUUUUGCGAAAGAUGGAGCACUGCAUGAAGCUUGGAAUUUUGCACUAAGCUAUCUGGGAGUCAAGGAACUUUUGUCUGUGGAAAGGGCUUGUAAGUCCUUCCGGGUGUCGGUGAAAGAGGCGUACUGGCUGUGGAUGAGCAUCCACAUCGAUCAGCCUCUUAAUGAGAGGAUCACGGAUGAUCUUCUUUUGCAAUUGGCUAGCAGGGCAAACGGUAACCUGCAGUGUCUGAGUUUGGUGGAGUGCCCGAAAGUCACAGAUGAUGGCAUAAGGCGUGUGCUUGAAACUAAUCCUCGGUUAACUAAGCUCUUUGUACCUGGCUGCACGAGGCUCACCAUUGAAGGGAUUUUGAUUAACAUAAAGAAUUACAACUCCAAUAAAGAUUUCCAAGGCAUAAAGCACCUGAGAAUCGGCGGGCUGUAUGGCGUGACACGCGAUCACUAUGAAGAGCUGAAGUUGUUACUGGGCCCGGGUGGCCUCAGGCCCGAUAAACGUCAGGAGCCCCAUUUCUAUCACAGGGGAAAUUUUUAUCUUCCUUUUGAUGACAAUCGGACCAUAGACAUCGAGAUGUGCCCGAGGUGUGAGAAAUUCAGGCUGGUGUAUGAUUGUCCAGCCGGGGGCUGUCAGGUUAAGGAAUCGUCCUCUCAAGCAUGCAGAGCUUGUACCCUCUGCAUAGCAAGGUGUGCUCAAUGUGGUAGGUGUAUUAGCGACAAUGAGUAUGAGGAGACUUUCUGUUUGGAUCUGCUUUGUUCGUAUUGUUUCAAGCAGAUGCUCAAGUGCCAAAACGAGGUGGAUAAGAAGGUUGAUGAUACCUGCGUAUCUUUGGACGAACAGAGUUUUCUCUUUCCGAAGCAGAGUAUCUUGGGAAGCUCGAUGAUAUUUUUGUUCGUAAGAGAUGAGUAUGGGCUUUCGGUUUCAUCUGGAGGCGUGUGCUGUGCUGGUGAUCUCUCUGUAGUGCUGUUGUCUUAUUAUUUGGGUACGACUGGAGAAUGGAAGUAUAUCAGAGUGUGGAAGGCCCUUGAUGAGAUGUUUGGGGCGAAUGAUAAUUGA